Messenger RNA from Symbiodinium sp. CCMP2592, 948 nucleotides. The record is from the annotation of a GenBank genome assembly. NCBI's taxonomy places the organism in Eukaryota, Dinophyceae, Suessiales, Symbiodiniaceae.
AUGGCAGGGAAAGGCAAUGGAGCCGCAGACCAGAUGGACCAGGACUCGCCUCAGCGCAAAAGGGGAGCGCCUCCUGAGCCCGAGCCUAUCAGCCUGGAAGCAAUCCGUGAAGUUGUUCGCGGUGAAAUUCAAGGCGCUGUUUCAGGAGUGACCGACCGAGUCUCUGCACUGGAAAGAGGACUUCAAGCCCACAACGACCGCACUUUUCAGGCCGUCGAGACACUCUCUUCAGCUCAAGCUCAACAAAGUUUCCGCCUGGAAGAACUUGCCACCGAUGCAAAAGAGAUUUCCGGCAGGCUUUCCUUCCUCGAAGGCACAGUCAAGCACCUGCAAUCUUCGGGGAGCACCCCGUCCACCGCUGAUUCGGGGAGAAUCCCAGCACUCGUGAUGGGUGGCUGGCCUCCGGACACUUUGGCCAGUGAAGUGAUCCAAAAGGCCAAUGAAAUGGCCCGAGAUCUACAAUUGCAGUUGAAUCUUUCUGAUGCCUUUGUUCCAGGAGUCAGACGAGGCUUCGUUCUCAUUCCUAUUGCUCCCAACUCAGAUGAAUCCGACGAGGCUAUGAAGCAGCGUGUGCAAGCUUGCAUCCGCCGUGUCAAUACGGCAAAUGUUACACUCGGGCGCAAACCCGACGGCAAUCCAGCCAAAUUGUGGCUUUCCAUCAGCCAGCCACCUGAGCGCCGCCGGCGCGCCGCACUUGCAGGAAAAGUCAAACGACUGAUCAUUGAGGCAGGGGGUCUCCCCUCGCUGCACCGCAUUGAACCCGAGUGGGCCACAGGUACAGUCUGGUUCAAAGACGUUAAGGUCUCCUCAGGUAGCAGCGCGGCCCCUCACGGCGCAUCCACUGCGGGAUGCGGCUGGAUCGAUCUCUCAGCCAUUGCCACCCAGCUUGGAAUUGAGCGCAGUGCCCUGGAAAAAACCUGGGAGCCGCUCCUUGCGGCGCUCCGCUGA